Neocloeon triangulifer is the source of this 1989-nucleotide messenger RNA. RefSeq lists its product as uncharacterized. The transcript has 11 exons. The record is from RefSeq and is a predicted model, not a curated record. Lineage: Eukaryota; Metazoa; Arthropoda; Insecta; Ephemeroptera; Baetidae. Bases 128 to 1117 code for a protein of 329 amino acids.
GUUCAGUGGCUCUACAGACGCCACAGAGUCUGACUCUAUCUGCAGACGGGCUUUUUGGGCAUUUGCUGAUGUUAAAUCGCCCAAAUAGUGAACAAAAGCAGUCAAUUUUCUACAGAAUUCCUUCAAAAUGAGGGCGAUGAACAAAAAGAUACUUUGCGUCAUGCUAAUAAUGAUUUCGACGCGCAGCUUUGUUUCAACUGCUGCCGUGAGCAAUGUAACACCGUCAAGUGCAAACAAGGUGAAUGCUCCGGCGGCUGCGACCUUGCCACAGCAGCAGCAGGACGAUGUUGCUCAAUUACAGAGUUUGAAAGGCAACCCAACACCUGCAAAACAGCCAGCAGCGCCCGUGAAAUUGCCUCCAGAUCUCAUUGCAAAGCGGAUGCCACUAAUUGGGAACCCUUCACCCUUCUUAAGUGCACCGCAGCCACUUGUCGGACCGAGAUCGCUGGAAAUUGUGGCGCGCGAAUUGGGAGUGUCCCCUAUGCAACUGGCAGAGUACGUGUUCUGGACGGGAGACGAGCAAGGAGUUUCACUUGCCAUCCAGGAGUUCCUGCAGCAGGGUCUGAUUUCCCGUGAAGAAGCGGUCACAUUUUUGCGAGAGAUCCGGCAGAGCAUCACCAUCUUGCAAAACUACUACGCGGAAAGGAAGGCCGAGCAACAGGCGGUAGAACAAGAAGCCUUGGAAAGGGCCGCUGCUCUCCAAGAAGCUCUUGCAAUCAGCCGCCUACAUCAGGAACAGCAACGCCAGCAGGCCGAAAGUAACAAAGCAAUGUCUGAAGACGAAUACUCAGACCUGCUGCAACACCUUAAAGAUUCGGAUGCCCAAUACACUGAAUACUCUCUGGAAGAGGUCAUUUACCAACUGGCCAAAUUGCUUUUUACCCAAAAUUUGGUUUCAGGAAACGGACAGGCUGAAGCUCAAAAUGUAAUGAGAAAGUUUUCAACCUUUUUGAAGGAGGAACGAUCACAAAUGCCACAGCAAAUCCAGCGAAAAGUUUUUGAGGUUCUGAGCGCCGCCUUGGUGGACGCGAUGCGUGAACAGCCCCUUUUGGCGGCAACACCUUCACCACCGGCCACGGCACCACUGGCCACGAAAAACACAAUCAGGAAGACGUAAUUCAUGGCAAGAAAAGAAGGAAAUAUUCAUUGUAUGGUAAAAUAUCCGAAAAACGCAUUUCUUGAUCGAUUAUCAACUUCCCCAUCUUCUCUCUCAAAUCUUCUCCCAUUAAUAAAGAAUUUGUGUAAUGAAAAGAAACAAUAAAUAAUGCUUUUGGAGAAAAUAUAUCAAAAAAGGAGCAGACUGGGAAUUUGUAGAAACGUGUAUUAAAAGCUUGGUGGUGAUGUAAAUUAGUCUAAUUAAAUAGGUAUUCAUUUAUAGGUUUUUAAGUUGCGCGGAUUGUAAUAAACCUUUAACGUACCACGCUGCUAAAGAAUAAAUAUGCUGUGCAAAACAAAUAAUCGUGUACCCUUGUGGUUUCCAGUUUGCUCCACUAAAAAUGCGUGUUAAACCUUAAUAAAAUUAUUGUUCGUGGUUGCUGUAAACUUGUUUUCAAUAUCAGUGCGCAUGAAAAAAAUCAUCAUCAAUUUUUUUUUUGAUAUAUUACAAGAAAAUUUGCUUAAUAUGACAAUGAUCAUUCCAACGAAACAUUUUCAGCACGUUUUUGUUUAAAUAUGACUGAACAAAUUGGACUGCUUAAAUCCAAAGUACUAUUAAAUUAAAUUUAAUAUAACCAAAAUUCAUCCUUCAAAUAUAUAAUAAAUUAUGCAAAUUACUGUGUAGAAAAAUGCUUUAAAAAUAACUGAUGCACAUAAAAUAUUUUGAACUGCAUUUAAAACUCAUGUAGAAACCAGUAGAAACGCCAGUUCUAUUGCUUUUAUCAAUCCUCCAUCAACCCAUAUAUUUGUGACAAACCAAAUGUGAAUGAAUAAAAAAUAGGCCGUAAUCAGAAGGACAGCAAACCAAAAUUAUUUUAGAACCUAUUAAACGUU